UCUCUCAUGCACUUAGAUAUGUGUGACCUUGCCUUGACAAGUAAUGGCAGUGAAUGCUUCUCAUCUACCCCACCUACUCCAUUAAUAACCUCUCUCUCCUCGUUAUCUUCUUUACUUAGCUGCCCUCUACUCAUCUGCAUCACUUUUCCCAGAGAACAUACUAGAGACAUGGAUAAAGGCGACAAACUAGGAGUUGGAGACAGCAACUCGCCCAUGGGGAUGAUAGGUUCCACCACAGAUGACCGUGAGGAACCAACAAGUCCCUUGCGCACGGUUGAGACUAUUCUCCGUCUCGUUCCAAUGGCUCUCUGUAUCUCAGCUCUCGUCCUCAUGCUCAAGAAUUCUCAGACCAACGACUACGGCUCUCUCUCUUACUCUGAUCUCGGCGCUUUCAGGUAUUUGGUGCAUGCCAAUGGCGUCUGUGCUGGUUAUUCCCUUCUGUCGGCUGUCAUCGUAGCCAUGCCUCGACCAUCCACCAUGUCCAAAGCCUGGACCUUCUUCUUCCUCGAUCAGGUGUUAACGUACAUAAUUCUGGCGGCGGCGGCGGUAUCGGUGGAGGUGAUUUACCUGGCGAGGAAGGGAGACACGGCCAUCACUUGGAGUGCAGCUUGUGUAUCGUUUGGAGGAUUCUGUCACAAAGCCACAACUUCUACAGUGAUUACAUUUGUUGUAGUAGCUUUCUAUAUACUGCUUUCACUCGUCUCCUCCUACAAACUUUUCAGUAAGUUUAGUGCACCAGCUGUGAGCUUCUCCGGCAAAGGCAUCGAGAUCUCCGGCUUCCAAGGCUAAUUAUAUAUGUUCAACCUUGUAACUUGUUCAAUUUCACCUCCGGCCACCACCAGCUGUGUGGCUGGAUCUACAUAUGGUCAAUAAUAAUUGUUGUUUUGCUUU
Manihot esculenta (cassava) is the source of this 891-nucleotide messenger RNA. Its product is annotated as CASP-like protein 2A1. Lineage: Eukaryota; Viridiplantae; Streptophyta; Magnoliopsida; Malpighiales; Euphorbiaceae. The transcript has 3 exons. The record is from RefSeq and is a predicted model, not a curated record. The coding region runs from base 7 to 789 and encodes 260 amino acids.